Messenger RNA from Austrofundulus limnaeus, 2253 nucleotides. RefSeq names its product NK3 homeobox 3 (gene nkx3.3). The record is from RefSeq and is a predicted model, not a curated record. Bases 230 to 958 code for a protein of 242 amino acids. The transcript has 2 exons. Gene Ontology annotation, biological process: regulation of transcription by RNA polymerase II; cell differentiation. Gene Ontology annotation, molecular function: DNA-binding transcription factor activity, RNA polymerase II-specific; RNA polymerase II cis-regulatory region sequence-specific DNA binding. Lineage: Eukaryota; Metazoa; Chordata; Actinopteri; Cyprinodontiformes; Rivulidae. Gene Ontology annotation, cellular component: nucleus.
GGCAGCCUGUCAAGUCUUAACUGGGAGUUUUGUCAAAGUCUUGACAGAUCCUCAUGUUGGCAGCUCAUUAUGGGACCAGUUGGCUACAAUUAACGUAGAAAGCGGAGAAUUAAAUAUAUAUGUACAUAUAUAUCAGAGAAUUCUUCUCAUCCCAGCCGCGGAUUAUCCUGAUGCCUCCAAGCAAAACCGAUGUCAGAGUGAAGGAAUCCCUGUUUUCUUUUUGUCAGUCAUGACAUUAAGGUUCUCGUCUUUUUCUAUCAAAGACAUCCUCGGCGGACGUGAUGUCCGGGGGGAUCCCGGCACUGUGGCCACCUCUGCGGGGGAGCUUUGCGCGCAAACGCGUCAUUUACGCGCCGGCUGGGAUAACAGCAUCCUUCCCAGAAGACUUCCACCUGAUCCGCGCGUGUUCUCGGGAGACCUCCGGUCUCAUCGCUGCCAGGAGGAGGACAGAGGAAAUGAUGAUCUCAGAGGAGACCCUGCGGAUCAUGCAGAGCGGAACAGAGGUCAGAAACAGCAGGUGGAUGCAGGGAAAGAUGGACGCCACCACCGCGGAGACGCGCUCAGCUGCUCCCCGGAGGCGCAUCGGUGCAGGCCGGCCGCGAAGAAGCGCUCCAGAGCGGCCUUCUCCCACGCGCAGGUCCACGAGCUGGAGCGCCGCUUCCGCACCCAGAGGUACCUCUCCGGUCCCGAACGGGCCGACCUGGCAGGAGCCCUGAAGCUCACGGAGACGCAGGUGAAAAUCUGGUUCCAGAACCGGAGAUAUAAAACGAAACGGCGGGAGAUGGCGGCCGAUCUGGUUGCGCUGAGCUCACCGAAGACUGUGGCUGUAAAGGUGCUGGUGAGGAACGAGUCAAAGGAUCACAGAGUGGUCCACCUCCCCACGACUGGAUCUCUGUACCAGGACUUUCAGUACCACCCCUACUUGUGCUAUCAGCCCUGCAGCACAGACAUGUUCUGAUGAGACUUUAUUUCUCCUCCAUGUUUGUUUUGUUCAGCAUCUCAGAGGACGCACAAAAAGAUGUUGAUGAGUAUGCAAUUAAACAUAUGUUGUACUGAACCUUAAAUGAUGCAGGUUAAAUGAUAGGAUUCAAGAUGUAUUAAAAUAUAACUUUAAAAUGCGGGUCCACACUCAGCGUAAACAAAGCUGGAUCAGCAAAAAACUUGAAUUGUGAUUGAUUUACAUAGGCUGAUGAACAAAUAAAGUAAUCAGACAAGCAUACAAUCUUGGAGAAGAUGCUCAGGUCAAAAUAUAAACGUGUAUCUGCAACAAAUAAAUAAAUAAAUAAAUAAAUAAAUAAAUAAAUAAAUAAAUAAAUAAAUAAAUUUGAGUUAAACGGUUGCCAAGAAUACAUAUUGGGGUUCAAACAGCUGGGCAUUAAAGGACCAUAAGGUUUUGCUAGACAAACUACCUAUUUUUAAUUACUUUGGCUCUUUAUAACGCUUUAAUGUAACUUUUCAUUAGAGAAGAAAAGACUGUGCUGACUAAAUUUACUUUUGUUUUGUUUGGAUUUUAUGAGUUUGCAAUUAGUACAUUUAAAGCAUCCACAUGCUGCUAAUUAAACCCAACUUACUCACUUUACCUCGAGGCCCCAUUUUCUAAAAUCUGAGCUAUUUUGUACCUUGUGGGAGAUUUUUAAUUCAUCGCCAUCCAUGAACUAUUUGCUAUUGACAAAAUCUCAUAUUCUUAUUUUUAACCAGCUGACAAAAGUUUUAAAAAAAGUUAACCUAACAUGCCAUUUCUCCAAAAACUGUUCUCAUUGUUUUCUUCAUUCAUCAUGCAGGCUCAGAAAAGUUUACGUUUUAAAGGUUGGGUUUUAUUUUGAAAUUUUCAAGAAGGUUACAUACAAAUCAUCUCCAGUCAGACAAGGGUAAAGGUUGUGAAGUUUUUUUUUUUUCAAACUGUGGGAAAAAUACUCUGACAUAUUUGGGAGAGAAGAGAAAGUCAUCUCCAGAGUUAUAUUUCAGCACUGCCUUGCAGAAUUAUAGUCAAAAAAAGAAAAAGAAGAUAAAACAAUCAUAAAUCAGCACAGUGUUUACAGUGAGGGGCGAAAGUCAGGAUUUCUAAAAAAUAAUCCUGUCUCAUCUCACCAAAUAGUUUUGCCCUCAGAGUUUUAUCUCCUUUUUUGUCCUUAUGGUGUAUUUUUGGAGAUGGGUUAUUUUUAUCCUUUACUUGUUUAACACUGCCUUUUUUACACUUUUAAAUGGUUAAAAAAAUGGAGAAUUUGUAAAUAAUAAACUCUUUUGAUUAACAAA